UUAGUUUAUGCACCGAAGUUACGUUGUUAAACAAGCUGUCAUUUCCCCUAUUUCUCUUUCGCCUGUACAUCACAUUCUGUAUUCAGUUGCUGUUGCGAAUUUUGUCCCAGUUACUGCGUCUCUUGUAGUCGUACGAAUUUACGGCUUCGGUUAGUGCUAACCCGUCGUAAAAAUGGGAAAGAAUCCUCUUUUGUUUCUUGCCGGAGUUCUGGUUUGUUCGUUCAGCGUAGCUGUGUUUGCUUCGCCCGAAACGAAAGUUUGUUCUUGUCCGCGCAAUCUCGAAUUAAACUGCGGUGGGGAUCACGUGACCUACGCAAACCACUGCAUCCGGGAGUGCCACGGCGUCGGCCUGUUACACGACGGGCCUUGCGCUGACCAAGAAGACCAAGGUUCGUCUGUCAACGAACCAUCCGAAGUAGCCGAUACAACGGAACAGCCCAGCAUAACGCCAUCGGGAGAGGAGGAUCGUCCGCCAAAGGACGCCCCAAAGGAACGGAAGAGGCUGCGAGGAUGCGCUUGCACUCGCGAAUUGCGACUCAACUGCGGUGUGGACGGCGUCACGUAUUCAAACCAUUGUGUCCGCAAAUGCGAAAGAGUCAAGCUGCUACACGAAGGUCCUUGCAGGGGAGGUCCCGGACGCACACUGUUUUCGCAGCAGGAUGACGAAUCUGAGAACGAUGCUCUGGAAGAGGAGGAACAAAGAUUACAGAGAACACAGUCUUCACACCAGCAUGAUGAUGCUGAGAAUGGUGCUCGGGCAGAGCAUGAACAACGUUUGAAGGGCUGCCCAUGCCCUCUUAACCUGAUGCUUAACUGCGGCGUCGACGGCGUCACGUAUGACAACCACUGCCUUCGACGGUGCAGGAGAGUUGAACUGAAGCACGAGGGUCCAUGUGAAGCCGACGAACAGAAACAGCUUCCCGUGCAGCACGGUGACAAUGAGAUCGACGUGCCAGAACGGAGAAUUGAAGAUCUUAAAGACUGCGCUUGCCCCUUGAUCCUAACGCCAAACUGCGGGACGGACCGGAAGACUUACCCCAACAACUGUGUGCGUGAGUGUGCUGGAGUCAAACUGCUUCACGAGGGCCCCUGCGAAGGGGACACCGAAGAGAUCUGGGAUGACCAAUAAAUAGAGGAUCUUGUUUUCAAAGGCAUCUUUGCUUGCGAUACUGAUUUGAAUGCCAGGGACUUAGACAGCGACAGUGUACGUGAAAACAGUUGCUGUGCUGUCCCGUUGAUCUUCUGCAUAAUGUCGAAACUGGCGUGAUGGUUUCCAUAACCGAUUCUUCAGCCAUCGUCACUUGUGAUUUUGAGGUGUCUUCGCUGGGGCGGGGUCACAUUUCGUCACACACCCUUGCCAAUGUGUGGCACGUGGCGAUGAACGGUGUCAUAUGUGUGUCGCUAAAUGGAAUGUUUCCCCCAGUAGACAAAAUAGUGACUUUUGUUUAAGCGUCGUGAGCCAUAGUUGAUACACCGGCCGACAUUGUCAUCGGCAUGAUAAUGUAUCCAACAUAAGCAAAACAUGCCCUCCUGUACCCUUUCGACUUCGUCUGAAAACCCGGUCAUAACUAGCUAUUUGCGAGGCCCA
Toxoplasma gondii ME49 is the source of this 1588-nucleotide messenger RNA. RefSeq names its product protease inhibitor PI2 (gene PI2). NCBI's taxonomy places the organism in Eukaryota, Apicomplexa, Conoidasida, Eucoccidiorida, Sarcocystidae. The coding region runs from base 173 to 1129 and encodes 318 amino acids. Gene Ontology annotation, molecular function: protein binding. The record is from RefSeq and is a predicted model, not a curated record. The transcript has 9 exons.